This is a messenger RNA of Balaenoptera acutorostrata (minke whale), 4955 nucleotides long. RefSeq names its product leucine rich repeats and transmembrane domains 2 (gene LRTM2). The coding region runs from base 2162 to 3319 and encodes 385 amino acids. The record is from RefSeq and is a predicted model, not a curated record. Lineage: Eukaryota; Metazoa; Chordata; Mammalia; Artiodactyla; Balaenopteridae. Gene Ontology annotation, molecular function: protein binding. Gene Ontology annotation, cellular component: plasma membrane. The transcript is spliced from 2 exons.
CAGCCUGCAGCCACCAUGCUGGCCCCGGGCAGCGGCCCCGAGCUGAGGACCUGGUUUGCCCCGCUGUGGAGGCAGAUCUCUUGUGAGUGGAGGGGGGUCGGCUUAGCGGCGAUGCGGGGAUGCUCUUCCCAGCUGCGGCGAUGCGGGGAUGCGCUUCCCAGGCGUCCACGGCCUGGGUCUGGGAAGCAGGGCCCCGUCCCCGCAGCCCUGCCCGCGGUGCCGGGGGAAGAGCUGCUUCUGAGCUCUGUGGUGGGCGGGUCGGGAGCAGGGGCUCCACAGGCAGUUCUGCCCCCCCAGGUGGGUCUGCUCCUGCCCCCAGUGGCCCAGCCCCUGCAAGUCCUGCUUCUCUAAUGGCAAACCUCCCUCUCCCUGCUCGGCCAUCAGCUGCGUGGGCCUGGAGGCCUCUCUUAGGGCUCAGCCCCCGUAGCUCCGGGACGGAAGGAACCAGUGGGCUCUGGGGACGUGACACUGGAAGGGACCUUAGGGAGGGGGUCCAGCCCCUCCUCCUGCACAUAGGGAAACCAAGGCCGCCCACUUCCCACAAGGGAACCUCGUGAGCUGUCGGGUGAAGGAAGCCCUGGGAAUUCUCUUCACGAGGUGAAGGGUCAAGGCUACAGGGUAAGAGGUAAGAAUGGUCUCGAGAGACGCCCCUCAGCCUGACUUCUGUCCUCGCACGGUCAGCCCUGUGAUGCUGCCGCCCCAAGACACAAGCAGCCUGAAUUAUUCACCGCGCAGAGCAGCUGAUCCUGAGGGACCCAGCUCCCCUUUCAACCUCCUUUCGAAUCACUCAACACCUCGCAACACAGGGCUCUGUUUUCUUGUCACUAGAGCUUUUACGCCAGCCUGAAUUUCUUGGAGGUGGGGGGCAGUGACCCGUAGUUAUGCUGGUCCUUUUGAGAGGGAGGCUGGAUGGGUUGAAUGUUUUUCCAGGGAAAGUGAGGUCUGAGGAAUUCAGGUGACUUCCAGAAGGCACGGCGGGGGUAGUCUGAUAGGCUGACCUGGCCGCAGACAGCUCAGAGAGCGGGAGGGUCAGCGGCCCAGCAGGUGACCUCAGGUGGCCGGAAGGGCUUCCAGUUGGCGUCCAUGGCCGUGCCUGUGCUCAUUUCCCCCCGAGAACAAAGACGCUCAGGUGUCAGCCUGGCAGGUGCCUCUCAGGAGUCACUGACCCUCCAGGAACGGGGGGUACCGUCCCGCCCUGUUCCGCCAGGGUCUGCCCUUGGGGACACCAGACACCAGACCCCUAGUAGACACAGACUCAGGACCGUCCCCUCCAGACCCUGGUCAGGGCAGCUGCUGCCCCUUCAGGUGGAGCCAAGCGGCCAUCACUCCUCGGCUGGGGCCUUUCCUCCCGGCCCGGUGGGAUCCUCCCUUCCCCUUCCCCAGGGACACCCUGGGGACAGUUGGGGGCUUUGCAGCCACUCUUAGAAGGGUGGGCCACGGAACGAGCUGCCUGUGGGACUGUUCUCUGAGCACCCGUCCCCCUGCAGCCCUGCCACAGGGGCACUGGGCAAAACAUGGGACCGUGAAAGGAAUUCUGUCAACAGAUCUGUCCUGCGGAAAUUGGGGACAGGAGCCCAGGCUAAGGGCAAGGCGGCUGUAGAGUCAGAACAGAUGUGGGACUUGCUCCGGGCCCACAACUUACGGGGCUCACGCCCCAGCAUCCUCCACGUGGACGUGGAACUUGGCGUCUCACUCCGCCGUUUCCACAGUGGUCUCUGGGGUGGGUCCUAGGCGGGCCCGGGCUCCCUCCUUACCCUGAGUCGCUGGCCCACCUUGGAGGUGGGACUCACGCAGACCAGGGAGGUGGUGGCAGGGGUCGGUGUGCCCCUUCGUGCGUGCAGCGCGGCCCCUCCCAUGCACGCCGUCAGCCCCGUGCAGCUCCAGGUGGCGGGGGGCGGCGCAGAGGGGAAGGAAGCAGAGCCGUUUUCUCUGGACAGAAUCCUUCCAUGGCAGCGGCCCUGGGAGAGGAACAUGGGGUGGCUCCUCUGACACCCUCAUAUCUUCUGUCGCGUCAGCGUCUGUGGUGUCAGGGCGGGGGGCAGGCUCCCGAGGGGAUCCGCCGUGUGGGGACCCCGGGUGCCCGGCGGUGUCCGUCCACACGGACGUGCUGCGGGGGGUUAGUUCUGUUUUUACGUGGUCAGCAAGCGCUAAGGCACCGCUCAUGGUUGGACCAGAGGGGAUCAGUGCAAGGCCGCGUGCUGGGAAUUGGAUGGGAGGGGAAGGCGGCGGGAGCUGGCGCCCCGCUGUCCUUCCAUCCCCCGUCUGUCCCCCAGGGCUCACCUGCUGGAUUGCCCUGUGCACGGCGGAGGCCCUCCCCGCCUGCCCCUUGCCCUGCACGUGUGACGGCCACGGCCUGCAGGUGGACUGCAGCGGCCGGGGCCUCACCGCGCUGCCCCCGGACCUGCCGGCCGCCACCCGCACCCUCCUGCUCCUGAACAACAGGCUGAGCUUCCUGCCCGGCGGGGCCUUCGCCAGCCUGUCGGGCCUGCAGCGGCUGGACCUCUCCAACAACUUCCUGGACGGGCUGCCGCGCACCGCCUUCGGGGAGCUGGCCAACCUGACGGAGCUGCAGCUGCGCAAUAACAGCCUCCGCGCCCUGGACCCCGAGCUGCUGCGGCCCCUGCCGCGCCUGCGCCACCUCGACCUGUCCCUCAACGGCCUGGCCCGGCUCCCGCCCGGCCUCUUCGACGGGCUCCCCGCCCUGCGCUCCCUGUUCCUGCGCGCCAACCGCCUGCAGAGUCUGGACCGGCGGACCUUCGAGCCCCUGGCCGGCCUGCAGCUGCUGCAGGUGGGGGACAACCCCUGGGAGUGUGACUGCCACCUGCGGGACUUCAAGCACUGGCUAGAGUGGUUCUCCUACCGAGGGGGGCGCCUGGAUCAGCUGACCUGCACCCUGCCCAAGGAGCUCAGGGGGAAGGACAUGCGCGCGGUCCCCAUGGAGAUGUUCAACUACUGCUCCCAGCUGGACGGCCAGCAGAGCUCAGCCGGGCUGGAGGUCCCCGGGCCGCCCUGCACCAAGGCCAGCCCGGAGCCUCCCAAGCCCAAGCCGGGCCCCGAGCCCGAGCCUGAGCCCAGCACCGCCUGCCCCCAGAAGCAGAGGCCGCGGCCCGUGAGCGUGCGGCGGGCCAUCGGCACCGUGAUCAUCGCGGGGGUGGUCUGCGGUGUGGUCUGCAUCAUGAUGGUGGUGGCCGCUGCCUACGGCUGCAUCUACGCCUCCCUCAUGGCCAAGUACCAUCGGGAGCUCAAGAAGCGCCAGCCCCUGAUGGGAGACCCGGAGGGCGAGCACGAAGACCAGAAGCAGAUCUCCUCUGUGGCCUGAGAGCCCAGGGAGGGGCCGGGGGGGCACGCCAGCCCUGCCUCUCCCGCCCCCUUUCCACCUUCCUCCCAGCCUGCCAGCAGACGGGCCCGUGUCUCCACGGACUCCGGAGUGUCCGCAAGAUACCAGUAUGCUGACGCUCCUCGCUGGACCACCAACGCUCUGGACCAUGGGCAGAAAAGACGUGUGUGCGAGCAAAGGCUCCCGGACCCAGCGCCCCUGUGCCCCUGCGGCUCCCGGCACAGUCACAGCCGGUGACGCCCCCCACCUCAUCUGCAUCUAGGGGGUGCGGGGCCGGUUUCUGCGACUCUCUUCUAAGCCAGGAAGAUGUUGGGCCCAGCUCCCGAUGGCUGGUUCCACUGUGCAUUCAGACCAGCCCAGCCAUCUGGACCAGCACUUGGCAACCCAGCACCACGCCCUCGCCAAAGCCAUCUGUCCCUGCAUCACCAGCCACCCAGCUCCGGGUCACUAGUCAUUCUCACUCAAGCUCGGCGUCACACACAUAGUCACGUAGGGACAGAGGUCGUGGGACCUCGGGGGGCAGAGCCAGGCGUCCCCCGUGGUCUCGGCCCUCGGGCCACACAACCUCCUGCUUGCUUAUGCAACCUCCUGCAGCGGAUGGGGAGAAACCCAAACCCACGGCACAAGGAUUCCUUCCAGAUCCUCUCAAGAGGCCAAGGUGGUGCUGCCGGAUGAGACUGCCCGUCACCAUGGUAACCCGCUCACACCUCUCCUGCUGGGAUUUCCAGGGACGCCUGCCCAGAGGCCUGGAAGCUGCGGCGUGUGUGGACGGUGGCCUCCCCAGAGCCCGGCCACGCACCACCGGACUCAUCCUCAGCGCUGCCGAAGUACGUCCCUGCCAGGCCCCGUGGGGACCCGCACCACUCCCACUCCCACAGCCUGCGGCCCGAGAACCGCUGCUCUGCACCUCUCACUGCCAUGCCCCACCCUCAGCAUCUCCGGGCCCGUGACCUCAGGGCGGGGACUGGCUCAUCCUCUGUGACCCUCCUGCCAGCAUAUACCAAACAGACCCCGGGAGCAGGGAAAGGACCCCCCGGUUCUGCUCAGAGGUCUCAGUAAUGGGGUCCUUUUCCCAGCGUUCUGUCAGCUCAGUCUGGCUUCCCGGAGUCCUCGUGGCACCUGGACUGGGGCCCAAACCGGAGCAAGGGCCCAGGGGCCCAUCUGCUCGUUACCUGUAACCCCCCCAAAGGGACAGAAGCUGGGGGUGGGCGUGGGAGGCGGCAGUGCAGGGUGGGGUCCACCGGCCCCCUCUCCGAUGUCUGCCCCCCGGGGGAGUGCGAUCCCGGUGAGUCCUGGGCCUCCCUCUGCCGGACGUCAGCCUCCCCGCCGCUUACGGAGGGUCAGGGGCCAGCAGGCCAGUUUCUGGCUCUGCGACGGCUGGGAGUCUACGGAGUGGCCCGGGGGAGGCCGUCAGAACAUGGCUCUGAGGCAGGCCAGGGGUCGAGGGGGCCGGGCGCAGGCUGCCCACCGGGCUGGCCUGCGGUCUCCCUCCUUCUGGGGCGCCGGCCGACACCAGGCCUGGGGGUUUUCUAGAGGGGGUCAGGGAAGGCUGGACGUUGUCAGUGGUGGUGUCUCCAGCCUAAGACAGAAGAUUUUUAAAGGCAAAAUUAUAUUUCUG